AUGCCUAUAACUCGAUCUGCUAAUCGAGAAAUAUUGCCAUACGAUCCAGAAAUAGAAAGAACUCUACGCAACUUAAGAAAACAAGCUCGUAGGAAAUUAGAGUUUAGUGCACUGGCUACUGAUUUCCCAUCUUCCUCACAUUCUGAUUUAGAAGAAAAACCAAUGGCUCAAAAUCGGACUUUGAAAGAACUUGGAGCUCCAAAUUUAGAUCAACAACCUUUAUGCAUUACGUUUCCUGCUUUAGAUGCUAAUGUACAAUUUGAAUUAAAAUCUGGAUUAAUUCAUCUUUUGCCCUCUUUUCAUGGACUUGCAGGUAAAGAUCCUCAUAAACAUUUAAAGGAAUUUCAUGUGGUGUGUUCAAGUAUGAAACCCACGGGGGUUACUGAAGAACAAAUCAAAUUGAGAGCCUUUCCUUUUUCUUUGAAGGAUUCAGCAAAGGACUGGCUAUAUGAAGAACAAAUCAAAUUGAGAGCCUUUCUUUUUUCUUUGAAGGAUUCAACAAAGGACUGGCUAUAUUAUCUACCUUCCGGGAGCAUCACCACAUGGAAUGAUUUGAAAACAAUGUUCCUUGAGAAAUACUUUCCAGCUUCAAGGGCGGCCAACAUCAGAAAAGAAAUUUGUGGUAUAAGGCAACACAAUGGAGAGUCACUUUAUGAAUAUUGGGAGCGUUUCAAGAAGUUUUGUGCAAGUUCCCCUCAUCACCAAAUCACUGAACAAUUGCUCAGUCAGUACUUUUAUGAAGGACUCUUUCCGACUGAUAGAAGCAUGAUUGAUGCUGCAAGUGGAGGUGCAUUAGUUGAUAAGACAUCGGAUGCUGCAAAGAAUCUAAUUGCAAACAUGGCAGCAAAUUCUCAACAGUUUGGCAAUAGACUUGUCCAACCAUCGAAGCAAAUGAAUGAGGUAAGUAUUUCCAAUCUUGAACAACAAGUGGCUGGUUUAACUACUCUUGUUCGUCAAUUACCUAUAGGAAAUAUGCAAACUGUGAAAGCUUGUGGAAUUUGCUCAGUAGUUGGGCACCAAACUGAUGCUUGCCCAACUCUUCAAGAAGAACCUAUUGAAUAUGUCAAGCAAGAAACACAACUAUUCCAACAAGAAACAAAUUCCAAUUUUCAAGAAACGAAAGCUAGCAUCCAGAACUUAGAAAGACAAAUGGGCCAACUAGCAACUACGGUAAGUCGGUUGGAGGCACAGAGUUCUGGCAAAUUACCCUCUCAAACGGUGGUCAAUCCUAGAGAAAAUGCAAGUGCAAUUGUUUUGAGAAGUGGUAAGGAAAUUGAAGGUCCUGCAAAUGUUACCCCAUCAGUAGACCAAGAAAAAGAGGAAACUAGCAACAACGAAAAUUCUCAAGGUAAGUUUCCUAAUCCUUCUGAUAAUAAACCAACUCCCCCAUUCCCUCAAGCUUUGUUAAAAUCUAAAAAAGAAGCGAAAGAUGUAGAGUUAUAUGAAACUUUCAAAAACUAUGAAGUAAAUAUUCCAUUACUUGAUGCAAUAAAACAAGUCCCUAGAUAUGCUAAAUUCUUAAAGGAGUUGUGUACAACAAAAAGGAAGCAAAAAUCAAAAAGAGGUGAGAAGGUGAUAAUGGGAAAGAAUGUCUCAACUGUGAUUCAAAGCAAGCUUCCUGAAAAAUGCAAGGAUCCAGGUAUGUUUACUAUUCCUUGUAUGAUAGGUGAUACUAGACUUGAGAAAGCCAUGCUAGACUUAGGAGCAUCUAUUAAUGUUAUGCCAUAUUCUGUGUAUGCUUCUUUAAAACUUGGACCUUUGAAUAAAACUAGUGUGGUUAUCCAAUUGGCUGAUAGAUCUAAUGCAUAUCCUAGGGGUGUUAUUGAAGAUGUAUUGUUGCAAGUUAAUAAUUUGAUAUUCCCUACUGAUUUCUAUGUGCUUGAUAUGGAAAAUAAUGAUCAUUCUGCUCCUAUUCUACUAGGAAGACCAUUUUUAAAAACUGCAAAAACAAAAAUUGAUAUUCAUAGUGGUACACUUACUAUGGAGUUUGAUGGUAAUAUUGUUACAUUCAAUAUUUAUGAUGCUAUGAAAUGCCCUAGUGAUGAUAACUCUGCUUAUUCUAUUGAUAUUCUUGAUUCAUUAGUUGAAGAAGUUUUUGAAUUUGAUGGUAAUGAUGAAUUGAAAGUUGUUAUUAGUGAACACCUUGAAAGGGGAAUAAUGAGUUUGCUUUGA
Molecule: messenger RNA, 2172 nt
Organism: Ipomoea triloba (trilobed morning glory)
Lineage: Eukaryota; Viridiplantae; Streptophyta; Magnoliopsida; Solanales; Convolvulaceae
Exons: 2
Coding region: 1-2172 (723 amino acids)
Source: RefSeq, a predicted model, not a curated record